AUGGCCACCGUGGCGCCACGAAUUGGUGACACCAAGGUGCCUAUGUCGUUGCUCGAAAAGGGCGCAUAUAUCAACUACCAGCGCAUCGAAGAUAACUUGGCCAUUGUACGCGAAAGGCUUGGACGACCACUGACGUUGUCGGAGAAAAUCUUAUAUGGUCAUUUGGACGACCCCCAUGGUCAGGAUAUUGAGAGGGGCGUGAGCUACCUCAAGCUGAGGCCUGAUCGUGUCGCCUGCCAGGAUGCCACGGCGCAGAUGGCACUUCUACAAUUUAUGUCUGCUGGGAUGGACACAGCUGCAGUUCCUACCACCGUUCACUGUGACCAUCUCAUUGAGGCCCAGGUUGGCGGUGUCAAGGAUCUUGCUCGUGCAAUCAACAUUAACAAGGAAGUGUACGAUUUUUUGGCGACCGCUACUGCCAAGUACGGUCUCGGUUUCUGGAAACCCGGCUCUGGUAUCAUCCAUCAAAUCAUUCUGGAAAACUACGCUUUCCCUGGUGGAUUGAUGAUUGGCACUGAUUCGCAUACACCCAAUGCUGGUGGUCUUGGUAUGAUUGCCUGCGGUGUUGGGGGUGCUGACGCGGUCGACGUUAUGGCUGGCAUUCCGUGGGAGUUGAAGUGUCCCAAGGUCAUCGGUGUGAACCUCACAGGAAAGAUCGGCGGAUGGACAACACCCAAGGACGUCAUUCUCAAGGUCGCUGGUAUUCUUACGGUCAAGGGCGGUACCGGUGCUAUCGUUGAAUACAGAGGUCCUGGGGUGGAAUCCCUUUCUUGCACGGGUAUGGCCACGAUCUGUAACAUGGGUGCGGAAAUUGGUGCAACUACGUCUAUGUUCCCUUUCAACAGUCGGAUGACGGAUUACUUGAAUGCUACCAAGCGGUCGGACAUUGCGAAAUAUGCCUCUCAAUUCUCCUACAACUUGAAGGCUGAUGAAGGUGCCGAAUAUGAUCAAGUCAUUGAUAUUAAUCUAUCGGAACUUGAGCCCCAUAUCAACGGCCCUUUCACCCCCGAUCUUGCUACUCCCCUUUCGCAAUUCGCCUCCGAGGUCAAGAAGAACGGCUGGCCAGACGAGCUCAAAGUUGGUCUUAUCGGUUCUUGCACCAACUCUUCGUAUGAGGAUAUGUCGCGUUCUGCUUCCAUCGCAAAUGAAGCUGCCAGCCAUGGUCUCACGACCAAGAGCAAGUUCACGAUUACUCCUGGUUCGGAACAGGUCCGUGCUACGAUUGAGCGCGACGGUCAGAUCAAGGCUUUCGAGGAUGCUGGCGGAGUUGUUCUCGCGAACGCUUGUGGACCCUGCAUCGGUCAAUGGGACAGGAAAGAUGUUCCCAAGGGUACACCCAACUCCAUCAUAACCUCCUACAACCGAAACUUCACCGGCCGUAACGAUGCUAACCCCGCUACCCAUGCCUUUGUUGCAUCUCCUGAUAUCGUCACUGCUAUGGUUUUCGCUGGCUCGCUUUCCUUCAACCCUACUACUGACACACUCAUCGGAUCUGACGGAAAGCCCUUCAAGUUUUCUAACCCCUCCGGAAACGAGCUUCCCCCACGCGGAUAUGACCCAGGACAAGAUACCUUCCAGCCUCCUCCUGCCGACCGUGCCAGCGUCAGCGUCGCCGUUGAUCCCAAGAGUGACCGUCUCCAGCUGUUGCAACCCUUCCAACCUUGGGACGGAAAGACGCCUUCUGACCUGCCUAUCUUGAUCAAAGUCAAGGGUAAAUGCACAACCGACCACAUCAGUGCUGGAGGACCAUGGCUCAAGUACCGUGGACACUUACAGAACAUCUCUCAAAAUUGUCUGAUUGGCGCCAUCAACUCGGAGAAUGGCGAGGCGAACAAGGUGAAGAACCAGAUCACCGGUGAAUGGGAUGGUGUUCCUCAAGUCGGCGCCUACUACCGAGACCACGGCAUCAAAUGGGUGGCUGUCGGCGACCACAAUUACGGUGAAGGUUCCUCUCGUGAGCACGCUGCUCUGGAGCCCCGGUAUCUUGGAGGCCUUGCCAUUAUCGUUCGGUCGUUUGCCCGUAUCCACGAAACUAACUUGAAGAAGCAAGGCAUGUUGGCUUUGACAUUUGCAGACCCUGACGAUUACGAGAAGGUGAAGCCGAGUGAUAAGGUUGAUAUCCUUGGGUUGGAUACCUUUGCGCCGGGGAAGAACCUGACACUCGUGUUGAAGCAUGAGGAUGGAGGCAAGGAGGAAAUCCCCCUCGCACACUCCUUCAAUGAGGGGCAGAUCGCUUGGUUCAAGGCUGGCUCUGCUCUUAACUUGAUGGCGGCCAAGGCUAAGGGUCUGUAGAUAUCUUCUUAAUAUUAGCACAUUUUUUCAUACUUGGAAAAACAAACACAUUCGAAAUGAACCAGACUAAGUUCCAGGGAUCAUACAUGCACGUACGGUCCUGGAUAGGGAUUUGGCG
This is a messenger RNA of Guyanagaster necrorhizus, 2410 nucleotides long. RefSeq names its product aconitate hydratase. Gene Ontology annotation, biological process: tricarboxylic acid cycle. Bases 1 to 2292 code for a protein of 763 amino acids. Gene Ontology annotation, cellular component: mitochondrion; cytosol. The transcript has 12 exons. The record is from RefSeq and is a predicted model, not a curated record. Gene Ontology annotation, molecular function: aconitate hydratase activity; 4 iron, 4 sulfur cluster binding. Lineage: Eukaryota; Fungi; Basidiomycota; Agaricomycetes; Agaricales; Physalacriaceae.